CGGGCCUAAAGCUCAUUUACGAUAACUAGUUACAGAGCAUUUCAUUGUUGGGUAUGACUUUGCCUUCCAUUCUGUGAUCCAUUUUCAAUUUUUUUUGCCCGUCGUCUUACUGCCAUGGCCGCGUCUGCACCAAGCUCACGACCUCCAUCGAAACUCUACGAUGCCGUAAUCUCCAUCGUCUCCGCCAAGCACCUGAAGAAUGUCAAUUGGAGAAACGGUGAUCUCAGCCCCUACGUCAGCUUCUGGAUCGACGCUGGUCGCCGUUUCUCGACAAAGUCCGACGAUUCCGGUUCCACCCGUCCGGUAUGGAACGAGCGGUUCGUGGUUCCUCUAACUCUUCCUCCUGAGGAGUCGGUUCUCACUCUCGAAAUCUUACACUCCAAACCGUCCGAGAUAGCUAAGCCUUUGGUCGGAACCCUAAGGAUCCCCCUUAGGGACCUGGCGGACCUCGAUGAUGCCGCAAAGAUAAGAAAUUUUGAGCUUCGUCUUCCAUCCGGUCGUCCUCAGGGCAAGAUCCGACUCAAAUUAGGUAUACGUGAGCGCCCCAACCCGAAUUUCUCAGUCUCACCUCCAGCUUCUAGCUACUAUUUCCCACCAGCUCCUCCGCCGCCACAAUUCUCACCUGAUCCUAGAGGAUAUAAUCUUCCUCCGUAUAGCCCACAUCAUUAUUCGACUCUCCCCUCUCCAGCUCCUCUUCCUAACCCCCAUCCUUAUCCGCACUGCGGAUACACUGAUCCAUACCCUAACUACUACUCCGGUUACUACUCCCACGCACCCUAUCCGCCACGGCCGUUCUCAGACAGGCAAUCCAGCUAUUCUAGGCCGGGGCCAAGUGCGCCAGUGGAUUAUGCACCGCCUUAUGAUCACACUCGUGGCGGAAAGAUCGGAUUAGGAAGUGGGCUGGCAGUUGGAGCGGUGGCUGGAGCAUUAAGUGGGCUGGCACUGGAGGAGCGUUUCAAGUAUGAGGAGGAGAAGAUUGGUGAGAGUGGUUUUGCUGCUAGGGAUAAUUUCAGUGAUUACCAUGGUGAUUAUUAGUAUUGCUCCACACUAAUAUGCCCCCCCUUAUAGUUUCUCAAUUUGCAUGACUAUAGUAUGUAUAUGAAAUAUGAAAACUUGGUGUUUGAACUUGGAUGAUAUAAGGUGAGUCUCUUUUGGAAAUAAUGUGUGUUGCAUAU
Messenger RNA from Cuscuta europaea, 1175 nucleotides. The record is from the annotation of a GenBank genome assembly. NCBI's taxonomy places the organism in Eukaryota, Viridiplantae, Streptophyta, Magnoliopsida, Solanales, Convolvulaceae.